Messenger RNA from Sorghum bicolor (sorghum), 2348 nucleotides. RefSeq lists its product as uncharacterized. Lineage: Eukaryota; Viridiplantae; Streptophyta; Magnoliopsida; Poales; Poaceae. The record is from RefSeq and is a predicted model, not a curated record. The coding region runs from base 123 to 1814 and encodes 563 amino acids. The transcript is spliced from 12 exons.
CUCCCAUUCCAGCCAUGUGGCCUACUCCCCGCCCGCUCGUGCUCACCAUUCCGCUUCCGCUCCCCUGAUUCGUCUGCUCUCCCCCAAACCCCACAGAACCCUACCGUCCCCGCCGCGCCGCCAUGGCCGCCGGCGGCCGGCCGUGGCGCGUGAUCCCGCGGCCUGUCCUCGAGACCGUCCUCCACAACCACGCGCUUCGCCCGCGCGUGCCACAGCCGCUCCUCUUCCACGGACCCCGCGGCGUCGGCAAGUCCACGCUACUCUUCCACCGCCUCCUCCCGCGGUGGUCCGACCCGCCCCACGCCACCGCAUUCGUCGACUUCCUCCACCCCACGCCGAGUUCUCCCGCCGCCGCCCCGUGGUCCCUACUUCCCGCCGACCCAGCGUCUCCCCCCUCGCUGCACGACCUCCGCCUCCGCCUCGAGACCGCGCUUGAGGGCCUCGCCCGCGCCGCUGUCCUCUGCGGCGCUGUGGGCUCUAAGGACGUGCUCGCCGCGCUCUCCCGCAACCACGGUCUCAGCACCGCGCUCUCCCGCCUCUCAGGGCCCUCCGCCACCCCCUCCUCGGCCGCCUCUGUGCCAGCCCGCCGGUCUUCGGCGACCUCCGUGCCGGCGCUCUGGUCGAGGGCCGUGCUCGCCACUGUGCGCAGGGAUGACACCGUGUUCAGCAUCGGCGAGGGAGAGGCGACCAACUGCUCCAUGGAAGAGAGGGCAUACAUGCAGGAGGCAAUGGCGGCCUUGCGAGUGGCUAAGGAGGUGCUUGGGAUGCAGGAGGGGUGGAGGAAGGAUUCAAUUAGGGAGAUGAAUAGAACGGGGCGGUUCUCGCGCUCAUUGGCCAAUUCGGCUACUGACUGGCCGUGCCUAUUGCUUGAUGUUCUGUCGGGUGCUGCAGAGGAGGAAUUCUUCCAGCCAAAGCUGGUCCUGAACAAUGUGGAUGUUUUGAGAAAGGCAAUUUGCAAGGAUGAGACAAUGGUGCCUGCGGCGAUGUACCAUGAUAGUUUCAUUUGGAGGGUGAUUGCACUUGGCGCCAAUGAACAGUGCUUGCCAGUUAUUAUGUCGACUUCAGAUGGAUACUAUUCUUCCCAAGCGUUCGUUGAUUUUGGUUUUCCGAACAUAUUUAUUUCUCGUGAGACAUUUGGUUGGACGGCACAAGAAGCCAAGCUGCAUAUGGUUUCUGAAUUCUUCAGUGAACAGGAGUGGAAAGUUGUAGAUGAGGUUCUUGGGCCAAACCCACGGCAGUUAUCUGAGAUAUAUAUGCUAAAGCAAAAGGCGAAUAACCCAGAGGUUCUUCAUGACAGAAAUAUUGAGGAAAUUAUUGAUACGUACCUGGCACACUUGCAAGUCUCUGUUGUUAAUCCAGCCAUGGAGAACGCAUUAAAAAUGCUGCAGAAGUUUGCCUCAGAUGUCCGUGAGGGUAAAGUACCAGAGAACAGAUUGUCUUUUGGUGCACCCUGGAGACAUCCACCUCGGGAUGACAACCCUGACUUGUCCUAUAAAUGGGCGAAGAUUCAGCUAAUGGAUUUUAUCCAAUCCUUUGUGAACACUGAGUUUGGGCUGAACUACCUAGCAGAUGACAGCUUGGAAAUAUUGGAUGAUCCUGCUGCUGUUGCCAUGAUGGAGGUUGGUUUACUGUAUCAACAAAGAGAACCAUCCUUUAUGCGACCAAUCACUUGUGGGAUUGAGCGUUGUCUUGCCAGAUGGCUUGCUCAACAGAGACUACAAUUGAACAUUCAAGAAAUGCUAGCAUUCUUUUGGCAACGUUUGAUACGGGGGCGAAGCUACCGCCACUUGAUGAAAGAAAUUGGCUACAAGUAAAGAAGCAUAUGAGAAGUGCUGUUUAACCAUUCAGUGAUUUUGAUGGACUAACAGUCUGACAUGAUAUCUGUAUAAGAAUGUUUCAAGGGUAUAUUAAUUUUUUGGCCCCUCAUAUUUACAUUGUAGUCUGGAAGCUUGGAAUCAGUUUCAGGUAGAGGUGGAUGGCCAGUUUUACAUUUUCUGCUGCUGAUGACAAAAAGAAUCAAGCAUUUUCUUAACUAAUAAGCUGGGAAUGCGAACGUUGCCAUUUGGACUAUAAGUAGCAACAGAAGUUGAUGUUGAAGGCACUCAUAGAAUUUACAUGCUCUCAAUGCAGCUGCACUUCUACCUGUAUGUCAAUUUCUGGCAUGGAAUGUUUAGAUUGCCAUCCCACGUAAUCUUUUCUCAUGUAUGUGAGCUGAUUCACCUUGUCAAUGAGAAUGUAUUUUCACGUACUCCAACGGCAUGAGUUAAUCCUCAGGGUUUACAUGUCUCAAUGAUAACUAACCAGUCUUAACAUAUUAUGAUUGUAGUUUUGAGCAUCCUUCAGAUCAA